CCCUACAACUUAAACUGGAACAUUGCAGAGGACAGAGUGUGUGCUCUGGGUGUCUUGUUUAGCUUAGUUUCAGACAGUCCAGCAACAUGCAGCUCUCUGCUUUGUGUACACUGCUGCUCGCUGGUGUUCUGGCAACGAUUCAAGCUGCACCAACCGUCGCCCCAACUCCAUCGGCGUACGAGCUAGGCAUUGCAGAGGGGUAUCUGUCACAGUUUUAUGGAAAUGUGGGGAUCGGGAACACCUCAUGCCUCUUCAGGGGCAACUUUAGCGAAGAUCUGGAAGCCAUGCAGUCUUUCUUCGGACUGGAGGUAACGGGGGUCUUGAAUCAAGAAACGUUGGCGGUUAUGAAGGCGCCGAGAUGUGGCGUGUCGGACAUCGGCCGCUAUGGACACUUUGCUGGGGAACCCAAGUGGAAGAAGAGGCUUAUCACCUACAGGAUCACUCAGUACACUCCAGAUCUAAGCCAGAGACAAGUGGAUGAGACCAUCGCCCAAGCCUUCCAGCUCUACAGCGACGUCAUCCCACUGGACUUCAAGCAGAUCUCCAGCGACACUGCAGACAUCAUGAUUCUCUUCAAGGGGGGACAUCACGGGGACCUAUAUCCUUUUGACGGAGUCGGGAAAGUCGUAGCUCACGCCAACUCUCCGGGACGCAAGCUGGGAGGGGACACCCACUUUGACGAUGAUGAGCAAUGGACUCUGGACCAAACAGGUGUUAAUCUGCUGCUGGUGGCGGCCCACGAGUUGGGCCACGCUUUGGGUCUGGACCAUUCCAGGGACAGAAGUGCGCUGAUGUUCCCUACUUAUCAGUUUGUCAACACAAACGGCUACAAGCUGCCAGACGAUGACAUACGAGAAAUUCAAGCCCUCUAUGGUAGCCAUACAGCAGAUCCAACAAAAGCCCCAAUACCAAACUCGCCUGCUGAACCCGAACCAGAGGAACCAACAGAAGACCCAGCAAACGUUCUUCCAAACCCUCGUGACCAGCAAUGCAGCAAGGAUCUGGCGUUCGAUGCUUCCACGUCCAUCAGGGGAGACUUGUUCUUCUUUAAAAACGGAUACUACUGGAGGUGGAAUGCCGUGUCCAGGAUACGUUUUGGUAAAGUGAGCACAAAAUGGCCAGGGAUCGACCUAGUUGAUGCUGCGUAUGAGGCACCAAACGAGAAUGUGGUUCAUCUGUUUGAAGGUAAUCAGUACUGGGGCAUUAAGGCCAUUGAAAGGACUUUAAUACCAGGUUAUCCAAAGCCUCUCACCAGCCUGGGCUUGCCGUCCUCUGUCAGUAAGAUUGACGCAGCAGUCUACAUAACACCUACUGGGAAAACAUUGAUUUUUGCAAACACGCAAUAUUGGAGCAUUGAUGAAGCUACAGACCAAAUAGAUCCCGGAUAUCCAAAAUCCAUUGCUCAGGACUUUCCUGGCGUGGGCUCCAAAAUAGAUGCUGUUUUCGAGAAUUACGGGUACCUUUAUAUAUCGGUCGGCCCAAAACUAUUGGAAUUCUACAAGCCCCUCCAGAGAGUGACGCGGAUGCUGCUCAACUCCAACUGGCUUGAUUGCUACUAAGAAGGCUGCAGGGUUGGUGCUUCAUAAAGUGAUGUAUUUAAUACAUAAAAACUAAAUAAAUCAGUUGUAAAAAUGU
Molecule: messenger RNA, 1635 nt
Organism: Nerophis lumbriciformis (worm pipefish)
Lineage: Eukaryota; Metazoa; Chordata; Actinopteri; Syngnathiformes; Syngnathidae
Product: collagenase 3-like
Biological process (GO): extracellular matrix organization; collagen catabolic process; proteolysis
Cellular component (GO): extracellular matrix
Molecular function (GO): zinc ion binding; metalloendopeptidase activity
Source: RefSeq, a predicted model, not a curated record